Messenger RNA from Rhagoletis zephyria (snowberry fruit fly), 1307 nucleotides. Its product is annotated as sarcalumenin-like. Lineage: Eukaryota; Metazoa; Arthropoda; Insecta; Diptera; Tephritidae. The record is from RefSeq and is a predicted model, not a curated record.
AAUUAACAAAAUCAUCGGCAGACGAUGACAAAGAUGAUGAUGAUGACGACGACGACGAUGAUGAUGACAACUCCAACGACGCCAACACCAAAGAGGAUGAUGACGACGGUGACGAUGAUGAGGAGGGUGGCAAGAACGACAGCAACGACGAUGAUGAUGAUGAUGAAAGCGAAGAGAAGAAGAAUGUGAAGAGGGAUGAUGAUGACGACGACGACGACAGCAAAGAAUCCGGCGGAAAAGACGACGACGACGAUGAUGAUGAUAGCGACGAAAAAUCCGCCGAAAAGUCAAAAGACAACGAUGAUGAUGACGAUGACGAUGAUGACGAUUCAAAAGAGGUCGCCGGAAAUGCCGCCAAAGUUCGGGCGAAAAAGGACACUGCACCGCCGGCAAAAAAUGACGACGAUGAUGAUGAUGAUGACGACGAUGACAGCGAUGAAAGCGAAGAAGUCUCAGCAAAGAGCAGCAGCACUCCACUGAAGGGCGCCAGUGCCGCACCUGCCGGCAACAAAAAGGUCGAAUCCGCCAGCAAUAAAAAGGAAUCAGCAGCAGCAGCAGCAGCCAAGGAGAGCAGCAAGCCAUCAUCAAAGACUAGCAAAAGUGCCCCCAAAUCAUCACCAACAAAAGCAGCAACUCCCAAAAAGGUAGAAGAAGAUGAUGACAACGAUGACGACGAUGAAGUGAGCGAGGAAGAACUUGCUAAGCAGCAGCACCAGCAGAAACGCUCCCGAGCGCACAUCGACGAUGUGCUCAAGGUCUACGAGAUUGGCUCGCAGGAUGACAACCAGGAGCAGAACCUCAUUCUCUCCAUCUUCCGCGACGUGAAGAAAAUCUACGAGCAGACGGUGAAGCCGCUGGAGACGAUCUACAAGUACCGGCAGAUUACCACUCGGCUCAUCACCGACGCCGAAAUCUUCUCCAAGCCGAUGGUGCUCUUCCUGGGCGGCAAGUCCACCGGCAAGUCGUCGCUGGUCAACUACCUGCUCGGCAUUGACGAGACGCCGUGGGAGAUCAAAGUCGGUACGGGCGCCGCCUCAAGUGGCAAGUUCACCAUUCUCUCGUACGGCGACAACUACACCCGGCUCAGUGCAACCGAACUGAGCGCCGACUACACCUUCAGCAGUCUGCAGCGCUUCGGCGAGCAGUUCAUCAACGAGUACAUCGAUGCCCACCGACUGCCCAUCAACAUUCUCCAGAAGAUGACAAUCGUGGACAGCCCCGGCCUGAUCGACCUGCUGCCGACGAAGGCGGCCAACAAGCAGACCAUCGACAAUGACGUCUACCAGUGGUUUAUUGACCGCUCCGAU